This is a messenger RNA of Corylus avellana, 716 nucleotides long. RefSeq lists its product as uncharacterized. NCBI's taxonomy places the organism in Eukaryota, Viridiplantae, Streptophyta, Magnoliopsida, Fagales, Betulaceae. The record is from RefSeq and is a predicted model, not a curated record.
AUGAAAAAAGUGUGUAAGGCACAUUGGGAAUUUAGCAAAAGAUAACACACUGAAACACAUUCACACACGCACACGACACUAGCUCAGAGGCGAUAAAACGUAGUCCUCACAGAAUAAUUGCAAAAGCGGUAGCCGCCACAACAACACUAUCUUCUCUCUCUCUUUCUCUCUUUUUCUUUCUCUCAGGGUCGCUCUAACAUGGACGACUCCGCCGCAUUAAAACCAGAGCCGCCUCGGACGCCGACGCCGACGCCGACGUCGUCAUCUCUACGACGCAGGCACUCGAUCUCUACGUCGGUGGUGGUCCCCACGAAGCUCUCACUCCUCUCCAGCACCAAAACCACCCUUCACGGCUCCAACAGCCUCCCACAUCAAAACGGCGUGGCGCCACCGCAGCUGGACUUGGACCUGCUCUCCACUACCCUAAAGUCCUCUCAGGCAUACACCUCCCUCAAAGACCUCCUUCCCGCCUCCGCCGCCGGAAUCGGGUCCCCCACCGCCGCCCCCGGGCACGAGAUCUCGAUCCGCAACCGCCUGGUCAAACAGGCCGCCUGGGCCUACCUCCAGCCUAUGUCCUCCUCCCCUGGCUCCUCCGGUCCAACUCACUUCCUCCGCCGCCUAUGCCUCCGCCUCUCCUCCUGCCUCGCCUACCUCACCCAACUCCUCCAUCGGAUCCUCCACACCUUUCGGGUCACCGUGAGCAGAUAACGACGAGC